Messenger RNA from Exophiala aquamarina CBS 119918, 1863 nucleotides. RefSeq names its product ABC transport system ATP-binding protein. The record is from RefSeq and is a predicted model, not a curated record. The transcript has a single exon. Bases 1 to 1863 code for a protein of 620 amino acids. Gene Ontology annotation, biological process: transmembrane transport. NCBI's taxonomy places the organism in Eukaryota, Fungi, Ascomycota, Eurotiomycetes, Chaetothyriales, Herpotrichiellaceae. Gene Ontology annotation, molecular function: ABC-type oligopeptide transporter activity; ATP hydrolysis activity; ATP binding. Gene Ontology annotation, cellular component: membrane.
AUGUCAAUUCCUUUCUCCAUUGGCAAAAUCAUGGAUAUAGCCACCAAGGGCAAAGCGAAUACCGAGGGCCCGGACGCCGAACUCAAGACCGACAUGCUCUUCGGUCUGAGCUUGACCACCUUCUACACCGCCUUAUUUGCCAUUCUUGCUACAGGCGCCGCAGCCAACUAUGGUCGCAUCAUUAUCUUACGCAUCGUCGGCGAGCGCAUUGUUGCCAGACUUCGAUCACGACUUUUUCGCCAGACUUACAUUCAGAACGCCGAAUUUUUUGAUGCCAACCGUGUAGGAGAUUUGAUUUCCCGGUUGAGCUCCGACACUAUCAUAGUGGGUAAAUCUAUUACUCAGAACUUGUCUGACGGAUUGCGCGCAUUUGUCAGUGGAGCAGCUGGGUUUGGUCUCAUGGCUUGGGUCUCAUUGAAACUGACGGGGAUCUUGACAUUACUCUUCCCUCCGGUCGCCUUGGCUGCAUUCUUCUAUGGUCGUGCCAUUCGAAACCUCAGCCGAAAGAUCCAAAAGAACCUUGGAACCCUGACCAAAAUUGCUGAGGAACGACUCGGGAACGUGCGCACUUCCCAAGCAUUUGCUGGGGAAAUUUUGGAAGUACAUCGGUACAAUAUUCAAGUACGGAAGAUAUUUGAGCUGGGCAAGAAGGAGUCACUGAUCAGCGCCACCUUCUUCUCAUCGACUGGUUUCAUGGGCAACAUGACUAUUCUGACACUCCUUUAUGUCGGAGGAGGCAUGGUAUCAAACGGGACGAUCAGCAUCGGCGAACUCACAUCAUUUCUCAUGUACACUGCCUACGCCGGAUCGUCUCUUUUUGGCCUUUCUUCAUUCUAUUCCGAACUGAUGAAGGGCGUGGGCGCUGCUUCGCGCCUGUUCGAGUUACAAGACCGACAGCCAACGAUCCACCCAACCAAAGGGGAAAAAGUGAUAUCGGCACGUGGUCCCAUUAAAUUUGAGAACUUGUCCUUUAGCUAUCCGACAAGACCUGCUGUUAACAUUUUCAAGAACCUUGACUUUGAGAUUCCGCAAGGCUCCAACGUGGCUAUCGUUGGACCUUCUGGUGGGGGAAAGAGCACAAUCGCAUCAUUGAUUUUGCGGUUCUACGUCCCCAAUGAGGGACGUAUCUUGAUCAACGGCAAUGAUAUUGCAGAAAUGAAUGUCAAGUCUUUACGGCGGAAGAUUGGCAUUGUGUCGCAGGAGCCAGUCUUGUUUUCAGGGACUAUUGCCGAGAACAUCGCGUAUGGUCGGCCACAUGCAACGAGGUCCGAGAUCCUACGUGCAGCUAGAAGAGCCAAUUGCCAGUUUAUCAGCGAUUUCCCGGAUGGGCUAGACACGUUCGUUGGUGCCCGAGGGGCGCAACUGUCUGGAGGUCAAAAACAACGGAUAGCUAUUGCUCGAGCCCUGGUCAAGCAGCCGGACAUCCUGAUCCUGGACGAGGCGACCUCAGCGCUGGACGCUGAAUCUGAAACCCUCGUCAACGAGGCCUUGGCCCAGCUACUAAAGGGUAGCAACACAACUAUCUCAAUUGCGCAUCGUCUCUCAACCAUCAAGCGGUCUGACACUAUUAUUUGUUUGGGCAGCGAUGGCCGGGUUGCCGAGAUGGGGUCUUUCCGAGAUCUUAGCAGCCGGCCAGAUGGAGCAUUUACGAAACUCAUGGAGUGGCAAAUGAGUGGUGGUGAGACGGAAAAGUCCAAGGUCAGUGAGCUUGCGAUCAAUGCGGAUCGGAGUGGUCCUCCGUCUGAGAAGGAUGAUAUUGACGCCGACCUGGAGGCGCCUGACGAGGAAGAAGGCGAGAGCGAGGAGAUCCAAGGCAGCAAAGUACAAGAAACAGUGAGUAAAGCAGUGGAUUCGAAGACGUGA